This is a messenger RNA of Adelges cooleyi (spruce gall adelgid), 1653 nucleotides long. It is a transcript of the gene NitFhit, whose product is annotated as nitrilase and fragile histidine triad fusion protein NitFhit. The coding region runs from base 91 to 1440 and encodes 449 amino acids. Gene Ontology annotation, molecular function: hydrolase activity, acting on carbon-nitrogen (but not peptide) bonds, in linear amides. The record is from RefSeq and is a predicted model, not a curated record. The transcript has 7 exons. Lineage: Eukaryota; Metazoa; Arthropoda; Insecta; Hemiptera; Adelgidae.
GUAUUAUUUAAUUACACAAAAACGAAGUGGGUUGAGCAGGCGGCGGCGGCGGUCUGAUUGCUAUUUAAACGGUUUCGCUUGUUCAGUCUAAUGCGAGUAAUAAAACGUUGUUAUUCAGUUUACAAGAACACAUUUGGCGACAUGGACAAUUUAAUAGCCGUCUGUCAGGUGUCUUCGACCAACGACAAAGCGAAAAAUUUCCAAGCUUGCAAAACGCUCAUCACCAAUGCCCAAAAAUGUGGCGCUAAGAUGGUUUUCUUGCCUGAAUCGGUAGAUUAUAUCGAGGAGGACCGGCAGAAGUCUUUCGACAUGGCAGAAUCCCUGGACGGACCUCUUAUAAGUGACUACAGAGCUCUAGCCAAAUCGUUGGGCGUUUGGGUGUCCCUCGGAGGGUUUCACGAAAAGUUUUCAGAUACUAAAUUAUAUAAUACUCAUGUUGUAAUCGACGACAGAGGUGAAAUAGCUAGUAAAUAUCAUAAAAUACACUUGUACGACGUGGAAUUGCCAUCUAGAAAUAUUAACGCCAAAGAAUCGAGUUUGAUCGAAGCCGGUAGUGAAAUCGUAACACCGGUUCACACGGCCAUUGGGAAUGUCGGUUUGGCAAUCUGUUACGACAUGAGAUUCCCUCAAAUGGCGAUGGCUUUGGCAGAAAAAGGUGCAGACAUUUUGACUUACCCUUCGGCAUUUUUUUUCGGAACCGGAGCCAUUCAUUGGGAAGUGCUACUACGUAGCCGCGCUAUCGAAACCCAAUGUUACGUAAUAGCUUCGGCUCAAACCGGCAGCCACAGUUCUUCGAGAAAGUCUUGGGGUCAUUCGCUCGUGGUCGACCCGUUGGGAACGGUUAUCGCACAAUGUUCGGAUGAACCCGGUUUCGUGUUGGCGCCGAUAGAUUUGACUUUGGUAAACAGUAUUCGAGCAACGAUGCCGCUCGUCAAUCACAGAAGGUACGGCAUUUAUCCGAAAAUGUCCUCGACCCCGUGGCCCUAUUUGCCGAUUCAAGACUCUAGUGAAUACAAAUUUGGUGCGUCCACGGUCAAAGGCUUUCAAGUGUUUUGUCAGACUCCGUUGAGUAUGGCGUUCACCAACAUUAAAUGCGUUCUACCGGGGCACGUUUUGGUUGCACCUCUAAGAUCGAUGGAAAAGUUGUCAGAUCUCAACGAGGACGAAGUCAAAGAUCUCUUUCUGUUAGUCCAGAAAGUCGAAAAAACCGUCGAGACCCUUCACAACACCAAGUCGGCGUCGAUAGUUAUUCAAGACGGAGAAGACGCUGGACAAACUAUAAAACACGUGCACGUUCACAUAAUCCCGAGGAAACAAGGCGACUAUUUAGACAACGACGACAUUUACAGAGAACUACAAAACGAAAGAAAAUCUACCAUCCCGAAAAGAUCCGAUGACGAGAUGGCACAAGAAGCCUUGGUGUUGAGAAAACAUUUUUGAUCGUUUUAGGUUUUUCUGAAAUGUUUUUUUUUUUUUUUUUAAAGUUACCAAUAUAACAGUAAGGCUUAGGACAGACUUAUUUGACAAGGAUAAUAAUAUUAAUGUGUGAGGAGUUUAACUUGAAUAAAUUCAGCCAUAAAUUUAAGUUCAGCUGUUGACAACUGUUGACUAAUAAUAUCAUGAUGACCAUUGUAGUUUGUUUUGUUUUUGUUU